Bipolaris oryzae ATCC 44560 is the source of this 831-nucleotide messenger RNA. RefSeq lists its product as uncharacterized. The transcript has a single exon. Lineage: Eukaryota; Fungi; Ascomycota; Dothideomycetes; Pleosporales; Pleosporaceae. The record is from RefSeq and is a predicted model, not a curated record. Bases 1 to 831 code for a protein of 276 amino acids.
AUGCGUUCCUCCAUCGCCAUCUCCAUCGCCGCCCUCGCUGGCUCUGCGCUCGCCGCUCCCUCGUACCCGGCCGCUUACCCAGCCGCCUACCCAGCCGACAAGCCCGCUGCCAACCCCAACGUUGAGGUUGUUGUCGAGCACGUAGUCCACACCGUCUACGUCACCGAGGGCUCCCCCGAGGCCACCCCAUGCCCCUCAUCAACUCCUGCUGCUACUCCCGCUCCCGCUGCUACUCCUUCCCCUGAGGCCUACCCGGCCGAGCAGCCCAAGCCCGCCUCCUCCUCCACCUUCUCGUCUGUUGUCUACGUCGAGGCUACCCCCAGCCCCUACCCUGAGGUUGAGCAACCUGAGCCCGCACCAGAGCCAACCCCUACUCCCACUCCCACCCCCGCUCCUGCUCCCGAGCCAACUCCCACCCCUACCCCGGUGCCUUCCCCCGCCCCAGCUCCUUCCACUGGAGGCUACAUGGAUGUCGUCGCCGAGUGGCGCAGCAAGCUCGGCCUCAGCAAGCUCGAGUUCUCUGCUGAGCUCGAGUCCAACGCUCUCAAUGUCGUCAUUGAGGGCAACGGUGUCAUGAAGCACAAGCUCAACAAGGGCACUUAUGGCCAGGUCCUCGCCCCUGGCGAUGCUGACAAAUUCGAGUACGUCUUCGUUGGUGGAUGGCUCUGCGAGAUGGCCAACCUUCCAGGUCUUGGAGACGCCUGCAAGGAGUUCUCCAAGGGCUGGGACUACCAGGGCCAGGUUGGCCACGCCGAGAUUCUCACCUCGCCCAACUACUCCAAGAUUGGUUGCAGCAACAGCAAGGGCAUUUGGUGCUGCGAUCUCGCUUAA